AUGUUCAAACUCUUUGCGUCGGUUUGCCUCGUUGCAUUGGUGCACGGAGCACACAUCAAACAGCACACGAGCUAUGAGACGGUGGUACAGCACGAACCGAUCGAAACGAGCCACUACCAGCUCGAGGAAGUCGAUGCGGGUAAGGCGUCCGGCGAAGAGUCACAGGAUUAUUACGCCUAUCCGAAGUAUCAGUACGAGUACGGUGUCAAGGAUCCGUUGACGGGUGAUCACAAGAGCCAGUGGGAAAUGCGGGACGGUGACAUUGUGAAGGGAUCUUACACGUUGGAUGAACCGGACGGUACGCAGCGCAUCGUAGAGUAUCGUGCCGACGAUAAGAACGGGUUCGUGGCAAUCGUGAAGAAGAUCGGCAAACCAAAGCAUCCAGAGGCAGUGCAGGGUAAGAAGGUGCUGGACUUGAAGAGUGCAGACGCCCACCAUGUCGUCGGGCAAAGUUACAGCAAGCUGAAGAAGUACAGCUGA
Molecule: messenger RNA, 480 nt
Organism: Anopheles maculipalpis
Lineage: Eukaryota; Metazoa; Arthropoda; Insecta; Diptera; Culicidae
Product: cuticle protein 8-like
Exons: 2
Coding region: 1-480 (159 amino acids)
Cellular component (GO): extracellular matrix
Source: RefSeq, a predicted model, not a curated record